Cutaneotrichosporon oleaginosum is the source of this 691-nucleotide messenger RNA. RefSeq lists its product as uncharacterized. Gene Ontology annotation, cellular component: membrane. Gene Ontology annotation, biological process: mitochondrial electron transport, succinate to ubiquinone; tricarboxylic acid cycle. NCBI's taxonomy places the organism in Eukaryota, Fungi, Basidiomycota, Tremellomycetes, Trichosporonales, Trichosporonaceae. The record is from RefSeq and is a predicted model, not a curated record. Gene Ontology annotation, molecular function: oxidoreductase activity, acting on the CH-CH group of donors; electron transfer activity.
CACCGGCCAGCUUGUGCCCGCCCCCCGCCGACCAGGUCGUUGGAGCCAGCAACGAUCUCAACGAUCUCAACGACGUCCACUCAUCCGCCGCCGCCAUGUUCGUCGCCCGCCCCUCUCUCCUCCGCGCUGUCGGCACUGCCCCCGCCUUCCGCGCUACCGGGCUCGCCCCGCGCGUGGCCCGCACCGCCCUCGCCCUCCGCCGCAGCGUGCACACCGACAGCCUCACCCCGCUGCAGGAGAUCCAGCGGCUGAACGCGCAGCGCUCGAACCGCCCCUGCUCCCCCGAGCUCGCCAUCUACCAGCCCCAGCUGACAUGGUACCUCUCGGGUCUGCACCGUGUGACGGGUGUGGCCGUCGCGGGUCUCUUCUACGUCGGCGCGCUCGCGUUCGCCCUCCACCCCUGGUUCCCGGCGAUGGACUCGACUCACGCCAUCGAGUUCAUCCACUCGCUUCCCGGGUGGCUUAAGACGACCGUCAAGCUCGCUAUUGCCGCCCCGGCGACGUUCCACUCGUUCAACGGUAUCCGCCACCUGAUGUGGGAUGUUGGAAAGGGCCUCACCAUCAAGGGCGUCUACAAGUCGGGCUACGCCGUUCUCGCUGCCACGGCCGUCUCGACCAUUUACCUCGCCUUCUUCGUGUAAACCAAAAGGUAGACAGUGUAACGGUAGUGGAUAUGCGACGACAUGAAGCC